CGCAUCUUCUUCUUUCCGCUUAUUCAUCAGGCCUGUCACAUGCACCAAGUGCGAAUCCUUGUUCGUGUGUGCGAAUCAACCUACUCAGAGGCUGCGUUGGAAGCAGCUGGAAUUCAAGUUGUUGAUUUGGAAUUCGAUGAUGGUGCCCCUCCACCAGAUGCGGUCAUAGAAAAGUGGUUCCAGUUGAUUACCGAGCUUUGGCAAACGCAUCCUGGCAGUUGCGUGGCUGUUCAUUGCCGAGCUGGUUUGGGAAGGUCAGCAUCUUUCUUUACUUGUUUUCUUCUCAAGCGGUUGAAUUUUCGUUUUACAGUACAAAUAAGUUUCGCUUUUAGGCACACACUGCGAAGUUUAUGUUUCAUUAAUGGGCUUUCGAUCUUGAUAGUGUUGUUGGUGAUCUAA
Messenger RNA from Echinostoma caproni, 399 nucleotides. Lineage: Eukaryota; Metazoa; Platyhelminthes; Trematoda; Plagiorchiida; Echinostomatidae. The record is from the annotation of a GenBank genome assembly.